AUGGCGACCUCCGGACACGUCGUCGUCGACGUUGGCCCCGACGAGCAGGCGCCGGCGCCGGUGCCGUACGUGCUGUCCUUCACGGAUCUGUGCUACAGCGUCAAGAAGGGCCACGGUGGGCUGAUGGGCUGCCUGCCGUCAACGGGCAAAAAGACGCUGCUCGACGGCAUCUCGGGCGAGGCGCGAGAGGGCGAGAUACUGGCGGUGAUGGGCGCCAGCGGGUCCGGCAAGUCUACGCUGGUCGACGCUCUCGCAGGCCGGAUCACCCAGGCGAGCCUCGGCGGCCACGUCACGCUCAACGGCGAGCCCCUCCACGGCCGCCGCCUCAGCGCCAUCUCCGCCUACGUUACGCAGGACGACCUGCUGUACCCGAUGCUCACCGUGCGGGAGACGCUGCUCUUCGCCGCCGAGAUGCGCCUCUCCCGAGCGCACUCCUCGGCUAAGAAGAAGGAGCGCGUCGAAGCGCUCAUCGACCAGCUCGGCCUCUCCCGCGCCGCCGACACCGUCAUCGGCGACCAUGACCACCGCGGCGUGUCUGGCGGCGAGCGCCGCCGUGUAUCCAUCGGCACGGACAUAAUCCACGACCCCAUCCUGCUCUUCCUCGACGAACCCACCUCUGGUCUCGACUCCUCCAGCGCGCUCAUGUUGGUGCAGGUGCUCUGCAACAUCGCCAUGAGCGGCAGCGUCGUCGUCAUGACCAUCCACCAGCCCAGCGCGCGCAUCCUCGGCAUUCUCGGCAGCGUCCUGCUCCUGUCCCGUGGCCGCACCGUCUACUCCGGCCCGCCCGCUGGCCUCAAGCCUUACUUCUCCGCGUUUGUCGGCACGCCCAUCCCCGAGGACGAGAACCCUGCCGAGUUCGCGCUCGACACCAUCCGAGAGCUCGAGCGCCAGCCCGACGGCGCCGCCCCUCUGGCCGACUUCAGCGACAGAUGUCACCGGCUCCUGGACGGCAUCACCACCGACAAGCAGGUCAGAACGAUGCCGCUGGAGUUGGCCGUCGCCGAGAGCGUCUCCCGGGGGAAGCUGGUGGCCGGCAGCGGCACGGCGAUGUCGGCGGCGGCGUUCGCAAACCCGCUGCCGUUGGAGGUGUGGGUGCUGGCGAAGCGUGCCUUCACCAACACGCGGCGCAUGCCGAAGGUGUUCGGGGUGCGCCUUGGCGCGGUCAUGAUGACGGGAUUCUUGCUGGCGACCAUCUUCUGGCGCCUGGACGACACGCCCAAGGGCGUGCAGGAGCGGCUCGGCUUCUUCGCCAUCGGCAUAUCCAGCAUAUUCUUCGUCUGCGCCGACGCGCUGCCGGUGUUCGUCCAGGAGCGCCACAUCUACCUCCGGGAGACGGCGCACAACGCCUACCGCACGGCCUCCUUCGUUCUCGCCAAUGCUCUCGUGUCGUUCCCACCGCUGGUCGUCCUGGCCCUUGCGUUCGUGGUCAUCACCUAUUUCGCCGUCGGCCUCGCCGGAGGCGGUGAGCCCUUCAUCUUCUUUGCGCUUGUCGUGCUCGCCUCCCUCUGGGCGAGCAGCGGCUUCGCAACGUUCGUGUCGGCGGUGGUGCCGCACGUCACGGUGGGGUACACGGUGGCGGUGGCCAAUCUCGCCUACUUCCUCCUCUUGUCCGGCUUCAUCAUCAACCGCGACAGGAUCCCCAGCUACUGGAUCUGGUUCCACUACAUGUCGCUCAUCAAGUACCCGUACCAAGCGGCGUUGCAGAACGAGUUCGGCGACGCCUCGAGGUGCUUCGCGCGAGGAGCCGAGAUGUUCGACGGGACGCCCAUAGGCGGCAUGGCCGAGGCCACCAAGAUGGCGGUGCUCGGCGCCAUCAAUACCGCCGGCGGCACCAACAUGACGGCCAGCACCUGUGUUAUCACCGGCGCCGACGUGCUCGCCAAGAGUGCCGUCACGGACCUAGGGAAGUGGAAAUGCCUCCUUGUGACAGCCAUGUUCGGGUUCUUAUUCCGUGCUCUCUUCUAUGUUGUUUUGCGCGCCGGGAGCAAGAACAAACGAAAAUGA
Lolium rigidum is the source of this 2004-nucleotide messenger RNA. Its product is annotated as ABC transporter G family member 5-like. Gene Ontology annotation, cellular component: membrane. The coding region runs from base 1 to 2004 and encodes 667 amino acids. The transcript has a single exon. Gene Ontology annotation, molecular function: ABC-type transporter activity; ATP binding; ATP hydrolysis activity. NCBI's taxonomy places the organism in Eukaryota, Viridiplantae, Streptophyta, Magnoliopsida, Poales, Poaceae. The record is from RefSeq and is a predicted model, not a curated record.